UAUUUGUGGUGAUAUCCUCUCUACGUUAGCGGGUUUGUUUUUGUGUAUUAUACCGUUAAAUUACCAUUUCCCAGAUUCCACAUUCCUGCAAUGCUGAGUCGUCUUCGGCCGUCUAAAAAUAGGAACCAAUCUAUCUCUACAUUGGCGGGGGGCAAUUCAUGCAGUGGCCAGUGGUAGCUUGGGAAGUCAAAGCAAAGAUAAGAGGUAGAUUAGGUAUUAUUACAAUUCCGACUGCUGCAUGCAACCUGUUGGCCAUGAUCGUUUUCGGCUAUGCGUUCUCCCCGGUCUUCUCUGUCAAUGGCAUUUCGUUGCAAUGUUUCGGAUGUUUGGUGGUGAAUCCGUCUGUGCCCCUGAUUUGCGACUGGACCAAGUUUCGCGUGCAGCAGAAGUACUGAGUGGACAAGCUAGUGGGAAAAAAAGAUGGAGACAACGAGAUGAGCAAGAAGAUAGUAAAGCAC
Aspergillus uvarum CBS 121591 is the source of this 458-nucleotide messenger RNA. RefSeq lists its product as uncharacterized. Bases 159 to 395 code for a protein of 78 amino acids. The record is from RefSeq and is a predicted model, not a curated record. Lineage: Eukaryota; Fungi; Ascomycota; Eurotiomycetes; Eurotiales; Aspergillaceae. The transcript has a single exon.